AUCAAAUCUAUGCAACCUGACUCGGAAAUACAUAAACGUUUACGUGCUGUAACAUCAAAAGACUCUACCCCGAGAAGAAAUUCUCCAAAAAAUCUUAAGAAGACCCCAAGUGCGAUUAGUACACCGACAACAACAAAGAAACAGACUGAUUUAACAAGAUUCCUAUCGAAAUUCGACAACAAAACACCAAACAAUGUUGUCUUAACCACUGAUGUGUCUCAAGAUUUACCAAACUCUAAACUUGUAGAUAAAUUCUCCGAGUUAAUUAGCUAUUCAAGUGAGGAGGGAUUCCUUAGACGCAAAGAAUUAGAUGUCUUGAAAUCAGUCACACAUGAAGAAGCGAUAAAAGAUACUAUAUCGCAUCUUGAAACGGCGGAAGAAAACGAAAAUGUAUUAACUACAAACAUAUCUAGUGCAGUGAAACGUACUUAUAUACAAGAAGAUUCCAAUUUGGUGGAUAAUGUAAAACAAUUUUCAUCCCAAUAUAAUAAUCUUAAUAUAAGCAGAACACCUAGGCGAAGUGCAAUUAUGGCUUUACAAAAUAUUAGUCUUAUGUCUUUAGAGCAAAGUAUAUCUUCAACAAGUCGUGGUAAUAACCGAACAAAAAUUAUUGCGAAAGAAAUGGAUAUUUCUGCUAUGCAAGAAGAGAAUACGCCAAAAAGUCAAAAGAAAGUAAAAAGACGUACAUCAUGCACAGCAAAAGACCUUGAUAUUUCGGUGGCAAGUCCAAAAAUAAAAAAACGGCGUACAUUAUAUACACCGAGACUUACAAGUAUUGAAAGUGAGCAAGUAGAUACAACUAAUAUUGAUCUCAUGACCUCAACACCUACUCAAGACAAAAAUAAGGAAUCUUCGAAAAGCUCACAAAGUGACUCUACACCGCAAACAUCGAAAACAUUAGUGAAAAGGAUGUUAACACCUUUUGCAAGUUCGACACUAAUCUUUCAGAGUUCACAAAGUGAUUUUUCGGAGCCAAUGUCAACAGUUGAAAAUGUUGGAACACUAACUAGAAAUGAAUCGCAUACAUCAUUUCUAAGUACGAAAAGUGAAGUUUCAAAUGAUCAUUUGGACACAACCAUAAGCGAUGAACUAAAAACGCCUGUGCAAGAAAAAUUCAAUAAUACAAACGGAAAUUUAUUGAUUGAUGAACAUGCCAAUGUUUUUAGCUCGUCGCGCCAACCAGGAAACCGCCUUAGUGUUAAUAAAACACUCAUGGACAUCGUUUCACAACGUGUACAAAAUAUUAACAAAUCUGCCAGGCGAUCAUUACUACCACCGACAAUACAUAGUGAAUUAGAAAUGCAUCGCAAAUUCUUGAAUUCUGAAAUGCUUUCACAAUGUACACCAAAAGAACCACUUACUGUUACAGUUAAAACUACCACAUUAAAUUGUGAUAGCUGUGAUAUACCUUCAGAAGUAUACAGUACAGAACAAGUGCUGCAAGAAGAUAGAAAUGCUACUGCUACACCACCAGUUGCAAUUAAGAAACGUAAACUCUUUAUGCCAAACGAAAGUCCAUUGCCACAAAGCAAUGAUAAUAAACAUACAUCCAAUAUCAAUACAAAUAAACGUCGAAAAACUAUUUUGCCAACUGUUCAAAAGCAACCAUCGCCCUCAGCAGCACCACCUUCAUCACCACCACCAAGACCGCCACCAAUUUCUGUGAUCACUCCAUUGACAACAUUUGCCAACAAUAAAAUGACAGACUCAAAAAAUGCCAAUUCCGCUGAUGCCAAUCAAGAUGAUAUAUUUCUAAAUAAAAAAGCUGCGGAAAGCUUUUCAAAAGCACUGGAGAUAAAAGCUCAAAACGCAAAAAGUGAUAAACAAAAAACCAUAAACAUUUAUAAAAAAGCAAAAUUAAGCUCAGUAAGGGGCAAAAAAAAAGCUUCGCAUAUCGUUUGCACUAAUAUGCACAGUAAAGAGGUCGAAUCAACUCGAGAGGCUAUCAAGAAACUUGGAUGCUUUCAAUUGGAGAAGCGAGUUACAAAUGAGACUACACACAUUAUAACGACAGACCCGAAACGUACAUUGAAUCUGUUGCGUGGAUUGGUGCGUGGCCUUUGGAUACUGAAAUAUGAUUGGAUAAAUGAAUCAUUAAAUGCUGGUAAAUGGCUGUACGAGGAACCAUUUGAAAUACACGAAUUUUCAAGAGCUAUUAAGAUCUGUCGUGCAGAACGACAAGCAUUUGGUAAAAAGUAUAGAAGCGAACUGUUUUCAGAACUGGAACCAUUUUUUGUGUCAUCGGAAUGUCAUAAUAUAUCUAAAGAUGAUUUGGAAGAGUUAAUUGAGUUAGGAGGCGGCAGAGUCGUCCAACAUCGAAAGCAAGCAAAAUACAUUGUGUGCGACAAGAAGAGCAACAAAGAAAAUAAAAUUCACGUGACAUAUUUUUGGGUGUUGGACAGUUUGACUCAAAUGGAAUUACGUAGAAUACACCCCUAUUCACCGAAGGGUUGUGAACUGGAAUUAGUAGCCCCUCAAGAAAUGCCAAAAUCAUAUGAUGAUAGUAAAAGCGUUCACUAUAACCCCAAUAUCAAUCCAAGGAAUGUUUAAU
This is a messenger RNA of Teleopsis dalmanni, 2551 nucleotides long. RefSeq lists its product as uncharacterized. Lineage: Eukaryota; Metazoa; Arthropoda; Insecta; Diptera; Diopsidae. Gene Ontology annotation, biological process: mitotic cell cycle. The record is from RefSeq and is a predicted model, not a curated record. The transcript has 5 exons. Bases 10 to 2550 code for a protein of 846 amino acids.